UAUUAAAAAAUAUCUAUGUGGGUAUUUAUGUAGGAAUGUAUUUUUGAGUGGGACUCCGGAAAUGGUAUCGAUAAUGUGACGUAACCCAAGAGCACGCUUCUGAUUGGUCAGUUGGUCGGGGGGCGAAGAUGGCGGACUCGGAGAUUUGUAUCAGAAGCAGUCGGGAGUUAUGGACCAUCUUGCUGGGAAGAUCCGCUCUCAGGGAACCGACCCAGAUCCAAGCGGAGUUAGAACGAUGUGGUGAGCGCUUGUUGCAGGGCCUGGCGUACUACAAAACAGCCAGCUCUUCAUCAGCAGACAAAUUAAAAGCAGAUAAAGAUGUUCCUCAGUCUCUAAAAGAAUUCGGAGUCCGCAUCAGCAAACUUCUGGGUCUGGAUGAACAGCAAAGUGUACAGAUUCUGCAGUGCUACCUGCAGGAAGACUACAGAGGAACUCGAAACUCACUGAAAAGCGUGAUAGAAGAUGAGAGACAGAGCCAGGCUUUACUGCUCAAGAUAGCAGAUUACUACUAUGAAGAGAGGGUCUGCCUCUUGCGUUGUGUCCUCCUCCUCCUCACCUACUUCCAGGAUGAGCGCCAUCCCUAUAGGGCAGAGUAUGCAACCUGUGUGAACAAGCUGGAGAAAGAUCUCGUGCCAAACUACCUACAGCAGUUUGAAGCUCUUUUCAAUGCCGAAGCGCCAACAUGGGAAACCCAUGGGAACCUGAUGACGGAGAGACAGGUGUCUCGGUGGUUCUCUCAGUGCCUGAGGGAGCAGGCUUUGCUGUUGGAGGUUCUAUUCCUAUACUAUGCCUACUUUGAGAUGCCCCAUAGUGACCUUUUGACCUUUACUCGCCUCUUUAAGGAGCAGGGUUUUGGACAGCGACAAACAAACCGGCAUCUUGUGGACAAGAGCAUGGACACACUAGUGGACCGAAUAGGAUAUUUCAGCUGUCUGAUUCUUGUUGAGGGGAUGGAUAUCGACUUCCUGCAUAAAUGUGCUCUGGAAGACCGAACGGAACAGCACCAACUCUGCAACACACACAUCAACAAGGAGAUGGAUCAGAUGUUGCUGACAUUCGGCGAUAUCUCUCACCACGGCCCGGUUUUGCUGGCCUGGGUCCUCCUACGACACACAUUGCAACCAGUUGAAGCCGGACCGAUCAUCAAACGACUCGGCCACAUCACGUUGCAGCUGGGGGUGUUUCAGUACCUCACGGACAUGUUGCAGGUUCUCGGCAGCACGGGGAAUAACUGCACUGCAAGUACUGCACGCAUGUGCAUCUACGGUCUCCUCUCAUUUGUGGUCACUUCGUUCGAAGAGGAUACACUGGGCAGUCAACAGCACCUGAUUAAUGUUGCCUGUGAGGUUCUCGCGGCCCCGAGUCUAGCCGAGCUCUUCUGGGAGUCUAAACCCAAUGUGGGUUUGGAGAUGAUCUUGGACUCAGCCGUGGGUGUUUUUCCUCAUAAGAUUGGACCAUUACUGCAGAUCCUUACUGCAUUGCUGGCUGAUAAAUCUACUGCUAAGAGGGUGUACAUGUUCCUGGAUAAAAUGUCCUUCUACACUGAGGUGUACAAGCACAAACCCAGCGAUGUGUUGUCCAGAGAGGAUGAGACACUGUGGAGGAGACAGACGCCUAAACUUCUCUAUCCUCUGGGUGCAGGCCAAACCAACUUGAGGAUGCCACAGGGGUGUUAUGGGCAAGUUUCCCCGAGCGAGCAUGGCUACCUGGUGCGCUGGGAUUAUUCUUAUUCUUCAUGGACCCUCUUCACCUGUGAGAUUGAGAUGCUGCUGCAUGUUGUCUCUACUGCUGACGUGUUGGCGCACUGUGAGCGAGUGAAGCCGAUUUUGGACGUGGUGCAUAAGAUCAUUAGCACUGACUGGACCGUGUCUGACUGCUUGCUGCCCCUGACUUCACGCAUCUACAUGCUGCUACAGAGGCUGACGUCUGUAAUAAACCCACCAGUGGACGUAAUCGCUUCCUGUGUCAACUGCCUCAUUGUGCUCGCCGCACGGCAACCUGGGAAGGUUUGGUCCAGUCUGCAGCACACUGGCUUCCUGCCCUUUGCAUCCACCCCUCUAAUAAACAUGGCACAGACCAUCAGUGCUGAAGGCAUGAAGGCAGGUAACUACGGUAACCUGCUGGUGCUGAUCGAGCAGCCGCGAGGAGAGUAUGCAGUAACCAUUGCUUUUUUGAGACUGGCGACCACACUCAUCAAGGGUCAGGUGGGCAGUACUCAGAGCAAAGGGCUCAUUCCUUGCGUGCUUCUGGUCCUGAAGGAGAUGCUGCCUACGUAUCACAAGUGGCGCUAUAACACACAUGGUGUCCGGGAGAAGAUUGGUUGUUUGAUUCUGGAGUUGGUCCAUGCAAUCCUUAAUCUAAGUCCUGAUGGGGAGUCACAGGGCAGUGCUCCCAGCCUGCAGUCUCUGUGCAUCUACAGUCUGGCGAACACUGAAGCAGGCCAGGCCGUGGUGAACAUCAUGGGUGUUGGAGUGGACACUAUAAACACAGUGCUAGCAGCUCAGCCCAACAGCAGUGGGAGUUGUGAAGGUCCUGGUCAGGUGUUGAUUCAGACAGUGAAGUUGGCUUUCUCUGUCACCAACAAUGUCAUCCGUCUCAAACCACCUUCAGAUACCAUUUCUCCUUUGGAACAGGCACUCACACAGCAUAGUGGCCACGGCAACAACCUAAUCGCAGUUUUGGCCAAGUACAUUUACCACAAACACGAUCCUGCUCUCCCGAGACUAGCUGUGCAGCUUCUAAAGAGACUUGCCUCGGUGGCACCCAUGUCAGUGUAUGCUUGUCUAGGCAGUGAUGCAGCAGCCAUCAGGGACGCAUUCCUUCGCCACAUGCAGAGCAAAACGGUGGACUUGCGUGUCAAAGUCACCAUCUUGGAGUUUCUCACUGUUGCCGUGGAGACCCAGCCAGGUCUUAUUGAACUCUUCCUCAAUCUAGAAGCCAAAGAGGGCAGCGAAGGGACAAAGGAGUUCUCUCUGGGUGAAUGGAGCUGUCUGUCUGUGGUUCUGGAGCUGCUGGACACAGAUGUGCAGAGCCAGGCGUGGUGUCCUCCGCUGCUGCAGCGAGCGGCGCUCGCCUUCCUACAUGCUCUGUGGCAGGACCGCAGAGAGAGUGCGCUGUCUGUACUACGCAGCAGGAAAAAAUUCUGGGACAAUCUGACGGCACCACUUUUUGGGACCCUUCUUCCACCGUCAGAGACCACAGAGCCAUGUGUUUUGGAGUCUUGUGCCUUUGUAAUGAAGAUCAUAGGCCUGGAGAUCUACUAUGUUGCCAGCGGUCAACUGGAGGACUCCUUGAAAGAAUCCCUGCAGCGCCUCAGCUCCCAGCGCCGCUAUGAAUUUUGGUCCCAGUAUGUCAAGGAGCUGGUGUGUGUGGCCUGUGAGGAUGAGGAAGGAGGAGUGAGGUCAUUACCUGAGACUCAGAUGCUCAUCUCAGCAUGGAGGACCCUACUCAUUCUCUCCACUAGUCAAUGUGAUGUGAUGCACCUUAAGGAAGACUCUGUUAGGCUGAAGCUUUUCACAGAUGUCCUGGAAGGGACCAAAGCAACAUUGCUGAUGCCCCAGUCUGUAGCAUGUCUGCGUUUGGGCUCCAUGAUGGCCACCUUGCUGCUCAUCAUUCUAAAACAAUGGAAAAGUGUGUUGGUAUCAGCGCCGGCUCUCCUCCCUCCUCUCUCUUUAAUGUUAGAGAGUGUACUUCAGGCUGACCAGCAGAUGAUGGAGAGAACCAAAGCCAAGCUCUUCUCAGCUCUCAUAUUAGCUUUGCACAUUCAGGGCCUUAAUGGUGGCGAGAUUACCCAGCUGCCUCAGCUGUUGCUGUGCGUAUGUGAGACUGUCCAGGACGAGGCGAUGGCUUUGAUCGACAGCACACGCCACAUGAUCCAAAAAGGUGACCCACAGGAGGACAGCAUGGAGACAGAUGCACCACGCAGUGUCCAGAAAGACCAGCGAGACUCUGUGUGUGUGUUAGCGCUGCACCUGUCUAAAGAGUUGUGUAGGGCAGAUGAGGAUGGCGAGCAGUGGCUGCAGGUGAUGAGGAAGCUGCCCGUCCUGCCCUCAGUUCUCAGUGCCCUUGAGCUUAGCCUGCGCUCUAAGCACAACCUCUUCUUCACCGAGGCAGCGCUCCACUUGCUGCUUACACUAGCCAGAACUUCACAGGGGGCAGCAGCAGUAGCAGGUGCCGGUGUGAUCCAAAGCAUCUGUCUCCCUCUUCUCAAUGUGUACGAAGGCCCAGCGAAUGGAGCCACACAGGCAUUCUCUCGUAAACCCGUAGACGCCCCCUCCUGGCCUGGUGUGUAUCGGCUCUGUCUUUCUUUGAUGGAGAGUCUGCUCAAGACGCUGCGCUACAACUUCAUCAACGAGGCACUCGACUUUGUUGGAGUUCACCAAGAGCGCAUCCUCCAGUGUCUUAGUGCAGUGCGUACAGUACAGUCUCUAGCAUGUUUGGACGAAGCUGAUCACACAGUGGGUUUCCUGCUGCAGCUGUCCAGCUUCUGUAAAGAGUGGCACUUUCACCUGCCACAACUGCUCAGAGAUGUGCAGGUGAAUCUCUGUUACUUGUGUCAGACAUGUACAUAUCUUUUACACAGCAAGAAAAUGUUACACCACUACCUCCAGGCAAAAAAUGGUGAGGCUUUACCGCAGAGGCCCCGCCCACAGCAAGCGCUCCAGCCCCUCUCUAAAGAGCAACCACCGGUCGGUGAGCGAGAGGAGGUGGAGCCUAAAGCUUUGCAGGCGGUGCAGUGCAGCCUUCUAAAGAUUCUCAGCAAAACUCUGGCGACGUUACAGCACUUUACACCAGACUGCUGCCAAAUCCUGUUAGACCAGUCUAUGGACCUCGCGGAGUACAGGACUUUGUUCGUCCUCAGUUUUACAACGCCAGCGUUCGAUUCCGAUGUCGCGCCGUCGUUUGGGACUCUGUUGGCCACCAUCAAUGUGGCUCUGAGUAUGCUGGGCGAGAUAGAGAAAAAGAAAGAGCCGGUGGUGUCAUCUGAGGAAACUCAAGCAAUGAAGUCCUUGCUGAUGUUUUCGAUGGAGAACUGUUUCUACGUGUUGAUCUCGCAGGCCAUGCGAUGUUUAAAAGAUCCGACUGUUUUGCCCCGGGACAAGCAGAGAGUAAAACAGGAGCUCAGCUCUGAACUGAGCACAUUGCUGUCGACGCUGUAUAGGUUUUUCCGCCGAGGAUCACCUUCGUCCCCCGCCAGCGGACUUCUGCCCUCCCCUCAGACCAAACCCACCACUCCUGGGUCAAAGGUCACGCAAGAGGGCCAAGAUCCAUUCACACUGCUCGUCCAGGCUUUUGCACGUCAAGUCCAGAGCUAGACACACACAUGCUGAGUUCUGAGUUACAUCUGAAUUGUAGACUCUUUCCAUCAAUCUCAACAAAGCGCCAUUUUUAUUGGCUCACUGUGACAUUACUCACUCAGUUCUUCCUUUUUUUUUUUUUUGUCUUGUCGUGCCAAAGCGUAGCUGUAUCUUUUUCGGAACCACAUCAAUUAGAUAGCGGGUACAUUUGUACCGAUUAAAGUCGCAUGUGUAAAGCUUUGGGUGAAUUAUUUAAGGUGCUCCAGACGGUUUUGUAAUUGAAACAAUUAACAUGACAUUCAGAGGCUUUGUUUUUAUGGGCUAGUUUCAGAUGACUAAGCUGAUUCAAUUCAACAAAUUAUAAUGCCUAGCACUUUAAUUUGUUAAAUGUGUAUGGGGUCCAGUGUUCUAACCAUUUGAAAUGUGUGUGAAUUCAAAUUGCUGACAUCAAGUCAAGGACAAUUCUUUCAGAAAUGCUGUGUUUAGUAAUAAAUCAAUGCUAAUGGGGACCAUUUAACUAACGUGUGUAUUAUUGAAGGCAAGUCACAUUAUGCCUAUUGAUUUAUUAUUUGUAAUACGCCCAGUGUUCCGAGAUCGGAUCAGUCACCUCUCUGACCACGAUAAAGCCGUUACUGUAGAUUGACAUUGAAUAUUAGCAUUUUCGACAGACAUCGUUUUUUUUGUUAGUAAUAUUACACUUAUCUAGGAACCGUAUUAUAUGUAUCUUAUUGUUUUAUGGCUGGUAUAUUUAACUAUAAUAAGUUCUUCAGAUCUGUUCAAAUAUACCUGUGUACAUGAUUCUUUAUGCCUUUUCUACGUCUCACCGGUGUUGUCAUUCAGAUCUGAACAAAAAAUGCAUUUUUGUGUCUGUUUAUACAAUAAUAAAGAAUUUAUAGGA
Molecule: messenger RNA, 6195 nt
Organism: Silurus meridionalis
Lineage: Eukaryota; Metazoa; Chordata; Actinopteri; Siluriformes; Siluridae
Gene: nup188
Product: nucleoporin 188
Exons: 43
Coding region: 129-5315 (1728 amino acids)
Biological process (GO): protein import into nucleus; RNA export from nucleus
Cellular component (GO): nuclear pore inner ring
Molecular function (GO): structural constituent of nuclear pore
Source: RefSeq, a predicted model, not a curated record